GGCGGGAAUGAUAACAAACCUCCAGUGCGAAAGAGGUAUUGUUUACUGUAGUGUCUCUAGUUGUUUGAUACGAAACAAGUAAACCUUCAAAGAUAAUCAAAAGAGGAAGAAUUUAUUGGAAAAAUGAUGGCUUCUGGUGUGGGAGAUUGUGGCUCAAAAAAUGGCUCAAGUGAAGAACAUUUUGCUUUCAGCAAGCAUCCAAACCUUGAAGAUAUUCGAAAACUCCAGGCUGAAUUUUCUCAGGAGAGGAACUGGGAUCAAUAUCACCAACCUCGAAAUCUUCUUCUUGCACUAAUGGGUGAAGUUGGCGAAGUAGCAGAGUUAUUUCAGUGGCGAGAAGAAGUACGAGAAGGAUUACCAGGGUGGUCCGAGAAAGAGAGGGAGCACUUGGCACACGAGCUUAGUGACGUUCUGAUAUACCUGGUACGACUGGCCGACAAAUGUCAAGUUGACUUACCGGCAGCUACCAAAGAAAAGAUUGCUCUGAACAAGCAGAAAUACCCAGUAAGUAAAGUAUGGGGGUCGAAUAAAAAGUACACAGAAUAUACAGAAGAUGAAAUGUGAAAACGUUCGGGAACAGUAAAAAAUUUUGACAUUCAUUUAUAAUUUGUAUAUAAUAAUUAAGACUACGGAAAGACUUUCUGUUCAGCAUUUUUUUUAUUGGUGCUUGUUCUCCGAGAAAAAUUGAAUUGUGAAGUUAAUGGAAUGAGUUUGGAAGGUUUUAAUAAAGACACGAAAUUUCGAAGUUACUGAGCACAAAAAAAGCUCUUACAUUACAUUAUCUGUUAUGAACAUCAAAUUUGUUGUUUUCUCACACUUUGCGACAAGCAACUCGUGCGUAGCACAUAAAAAAACAUGAAUAAACUUUGUACUUCAAAAUUUUUUUCUUUAUAUAUGAACAUGCUUUUAAAAUGUAUGAAAAAAAAAGUAUAUAGAAUUGGCACAUGUGGAAAACUGUAUACUUAAUUGUACGCAGCUAAGCCUAUUUGGUGCAUAUAUAUUAAGCCUAACAAAAUAAUUUCUAGUAUUCAUGUUGGUAAAACGUUUUUUUUUUAAGUAUUAUUAUUUUUUUUUUCUAAGUUUGGAUACUUUAAAGUUUUAUAUGUGAAACAAACGUAAGUUUGGAGAGUAUGUGUACCUAAUCAUCACAGUUUUCUGUAGUGCCAUCUGGUGGUUAAUUGUUUACAAGGGACUUUUGUCUAUAAUGUGACUUUCAUCUUAAGACACGAUGUUUUGUUUUCACUUAUGUUUGUAUCGUUUUUGUGUAUAUUUAAGGAAUGUGUGGUGUCCUCUAGUGGCAAUAAAGUGAACUUCCCUGUUAGUGUAAUUUGUAUGGUGUUUCAGAAUUUAUCUACUCCUGCUGUCCAACAAUGAUUACUAUCAAUUUUAUCAAACUAAUGAUUACGAGUUAUGUGUCUGUUCAAAGUCUUCUGGCAACACUAGACAGACACAUGGUGUCCAUGUUCCAAACACUGAAAUUUAUUACAACGUUGUACAAAAUUAAGAAAAUGAUAUAUAAACCUCUUACUAACUUUUUGAAAACGACCAGAUUAUUGUGAAUGUUUAAAGAACAGUCAUUUCUCACCUGUAGAUGGCACUGUUAAUGACACGUACAUUAAUUAUAUUUUUACCUUGAUAUUUAAAUUUUCUAAAGGUCGUCUAAGAAUGUACUAGCUCCUGCUUAUAACAUCAAAUGUUUAAUGAUUUUUUAUUAACAAGGAACUGGCUUAAUUAUGUGGACUUUUUCUUGCUUGGUGCUGUAAUAUCGGGAGAAGCCAUUUUAUGAAGUUGUAACUUUGAAGAAACGAGAUUCUGUAUGCAGUUCUAUCGAUUAAAAUAUAAAAGUUUUAUAGAAAAACAAGAAUUAAGAUACAUUAAGUAGUUAAUGUUUAGUCAUUUUUUAUGCUGUGUUGCAUUAAUAAAUUGUAAAUAAAAUUAUCGGACUAUUCAAGUUUAGAAUUUAGAUAGAAUCAAUAAAGCAUUUAUUUGAACUUAUAUUUUAAGCAUGAGUUGGUCCUGUUGUACAACUCUGGAUUAUGGAGCCGAGUUUGAAUCCUUGUGAUACCACAAAAUAUUCCCUUCACUUUAAGCUGUGUUAUAAGACUGACAGUCAAUCCCUUAGUAUGGGUGGUAGGCUGCCUUCCUUCUGGUGGCUAUAUUUUUAUAAUUAUCAAAGUUAUUGUACAGCUAAAAUAGUGUGUUAUUCACCUAUUAUCGUGCAUUUUGUCCUGAAAUAUUUAACAACU
Messenger RNA from Limulus polyphemus (Atlantic horseshoe crab), 2246 nucleotides. RefSeq names its product dCTP pyrophosphatase 1-like. Gene Ontology annotation, biological process: nucleoside triphosphate catabolic process. The transcript has 5 exons. NCBI's taxonomy places the organism in Eukaryota, Metazoa, Arthropoda, Merostomata, Xiphosura, Limulidae. The record is from RefSeq and is a predicted model, not a curated record. Gene Ontology annotation, molecular function: nucleoside triphosphate diphosphatase activity. The coding region runs from base 124 to 564 and encodes 146 amino acids.